GUGGUGCGACUGUGGGCACAACGACUGAGAAGAGGCUCUCAGCUGGAAGCACAGCCACCGAUUUGCUUCAGACAAACUUCUUUUGAGGGAAAACACGCUAGAAACGUCCCACAAUGGUUUCCGCUGGACUCCAGAUGCUUGGAUCUGCCCUGGGAGUCAUCGGCUGGAUCGGAGCCAUCGUGGCCUGCGCAGUGCCCAUGUGGAAGGUGACCGCUUUCAUCGGGGAGAACAUUGUGACGGCACAGACUGCUUACGAGGGCAUCUGGAUGAGUUGCAUCAUGCAGAGCACAGGUCAGACGCAGUGCAAGGUGUACGAUUCCAUGCUAGCACUGUCCCAGGACCUGCAGGCUGCCCGUGCCCUCAUCAUCAUCGCCAUCAUAGCAGGCGUCGUGGGCAUACUCCUGGCUACGGCAGGGGGCAAGUGCACCAACUGUGUUGAAGAUGAGUCCUUAAAGGCUAAGAUCGGAAUCGCUUCCGGAGCCGUGUUCAUCACUGCUGGAGUGCUCUGCCUCAUCCCCAUCUGCUGGACAGCGAACAUCAUCAUCCGUGACUUCUACAACCCUUUGGUGCCCUCGGCACAGAAGCGGGAGAUUGGGGCAGCUCUGUACAUCGGCUGGGCUGCCUCCGCUCUGAUGAUCAUCGGGGGAGCCCUGCUGUGCUGCAACUGCCCGCCCAAGGAAACCUCAUACGCUGCCAAGUAUUCAACAGCGAGGUCCGGCGCUCCGGGACAGAGGGUCUGAAGGUGUCACUCUCAAGUGUGACUCAAGAUCAAGUGUUAAAAAUUGUCUUCCCUUCAGACCUCUGAAAUGGACACAUAACAGCCCUGUUUACACGUUCCACGGCAACGUGUGCACUUCUCUGUUGCAUUAAUCCACCAAGAGACCUAUGAUAUAUCAGACUGAAAUUCAUUCAUGUGAGCCAUGCUGCCCUCAUGGAGAACUGUGACAGGCUCGUUCAAAAAGUUUUUAUCACCGUUUGCCUGUCUGUAUUAAAGUCCAUUGUUUAUACUAUGUAAUAGCUUACUGUUGUAUUGUUUUGUUCAUUUAUA
Molecule: messenger RNA, 1048 nt
Organism: Scleropages formosus (Asian bonytongue)
Lineage: Eukaryota; Metazoa; Chordata; Actinopteri; Osteoglossiformes; Osteoglossidae
Product: claudin-4-like
Exons: 1
Coding region: 114-740 (208 amino acids)
Cellular component (GO): membrane; bicellular tight junction
Molecular function (GO): structural molecule activity
Source: RefSeq, a predicted model, not a curated record